AUGCUUAGAUUUGGUGUCUGUAAAAAGAAAGUUGAGAAAUAUAUAAGAAGGAAGGUUAAGUCUGGUAUAUCCCCGGAAAUUAGAGGUCUGUAUUGGAAAUGUAUAGCACAGACUAAUACAUUUAAGUAUUGUCUCCCCAAUGGUCUUUACACUCAUUUAAUCUUUUUUCCACCGACACUCGGAGACAACGAAAUACAGUUAGAUAUCAAUCGAACAGUCUAUUCCAAAUAUAGAAAUCAUAAUACUCGUUCACUAUUUAAUGUUCUGAGGGCCUAUAAUUUAUAUAAUCCCGAUGUUGGUUAUUGCCAAGGAAUGGGAUAUAUUGCCGGAAUGUUGCUGACCCAAAUGAAUGAAGAGGACGCAUUUUAUACCCUGAUUAGUAUGCUGGAGAAGUACAAUUUGCAAGAGAUGUAUAGGCCAGGUCUGCCUGCCUUGGGUGAGAUGUGUAAUUUUUUAGACCGAUCUAUCAAAAGGUCACUGCCAAAGUUAUACAGUCACUUUUUGAAAGAAAAGGUCAACACUUCAAUGUAUGCCGUACAGUGGUUCAUGACCCUAUUCACUUAUAACACGACAUUAGACCGUGCCGCUCCUAUUUGGGACCUUUUCUACAUCAGAGGCACUGAAUCUCUUCAAACCGUAUCAUUGGCAUUACUUAAACAUCUUGAACCAAAAUUAUUGCAAUUGUCACUAGAGCCCCUAAUUAACACAUUAGUUUGUCUGGGUGACGUGGAUAUGACAAAGAUCGUUCAGUCUGCCAUAAGGCAUGCCUAG
Messenger RNA from Babesia microti strain RI, 771 nucleotides. Its product is annotated as TBC domain containing protein. The coding region runs from base 1 to 771 and encodes 256 amino acids. The transcript has 6 exons. Lineage: Eukaryota; Apicomplexa; Aconoidasida; Piroplasmida; Babesiidae. The record is from RefSeq and is a predicted model, not a curated record.